AUGAUUCAAGUGACAAGUGAGAUUGACAAAGUGAUUGCGUCCCUGGACACGGGAUUGCCUGAUAUCACGCCAAUAGACUUGAAAGUGAUAUCACAUAUAGAUACGACUUUUCCUUUGUUUAAAUCGGAGUUUGUGCUCAACAAACUGUACCGAGGAAAAAGAGAAGAAAAUGACGUGUCGUGCACAAAUCAAUUAUUGAAGUUAAAAGAACUUCAAACUCGAAAGAAAAGGUAUGAGAAAGAGAGGGGGAUCGGCAUUGAGAUGAAUACCGCUAUGAACUUCACUAUGGGGAACGGGAAUUCGAUGUUUGAGAGCUUUAAUGAGAGUUGCAAUGAUGCGAAACAAGCUAUAGUUGAGUGUAAUACUUUUGAGCCUAAAAGCCAUCCACCUCAAAAAGCGAAGAAAGAGAAAAGGAAUGAAUUUACAUCUUCUGAAGAUUUGUCCGAGUCGACAGAUGAAUCGGAAGGCGACGAAAUCAUCAUUCCACCAGAUUUCCCGAAAUCCGUACCUAUCGGAUCUCAAAUAACACCAACUGCAACAAAUAACAUUGGAGAGUCUUAUUUAUCUCAGACAGGUACUACAACUCAGAACGGGAAUAAGAGUAAUGCACCACUAUUAGAAGACAACCCAUUUGUAUUCCACCACAAUACUACAACUCAAUCAAUGAAGGGAGGCGAUUUGUACUCAGGAAUGUUAUUGUCUGGUAUCACAAAGUCGGAACAAACUGAAGUGAAAGAAGAUGACAUAACAGAAAAGCCACCCGUAUUCACGUUUAAGACAAACUUGUUUGGAAAACCACCUUCAAAAGAUGAAGAAAAGAAGAAAGAACCAACAAAGGAAGAAACACAAGAGGAAAAGAAAGAGGAAAAACCAAGUUUACAAGAAGAGAAUACUGAGAGUUUGUUUGGUAAUGUAACACUCAAAUUUAAAGACAAAUCUGAAUAUUGUAAACAAACGGUCGAAAACCCAUUCAUUUUUAAUCCUACCGUGUUCUUGCCUGAAAGUGGAUCACUUAAUAGUAAACCAGUCGAAGAGAAGAAAGAACUUUCUUCUCAGAACAAUGAACCAUCACCUCAAAAAGAAAAGAAAGACCUCUUCCCUCAACAGCAGAAGGAUAUACAGUCGUCCGUGGAUGAAAAAAAAACACUAUUUACUCAACAAAAUGAUGUACAACCACAUGAAGAAGAGACGAACCCAUCACCUCAACAACAGAAAGAGGUACAACCACAUGAGAAAGAAAGGAAUGACCUCUUCGUGAAACUUGUGAUGGACACAGCCAUGUAUUAUGGGGAUGCAGAGAAGAUUAAUAAUUAUCAAGAAUGCGUCAAAGCAAUUAACAAACUUCCAGAAAUUAAAUUGAGUCAGAGCGAAUUGGAUGAAAUAGCAGUGCUUGGAAAUAGUGUAGUGCAGAACUUUGGAGAACUUGAAGGUGUUGUUCAAAAAGUAGUUGACAAGUGUGCAGAUAGAGAUUCUAACGAAACACUUGAGAUCUUGACUUACUUCUUACGAUGUUUAAUAUCAUCAUCCCAUUUACUUAAAACUGACCCCAAAACAGCGUUUUACAGUGGAUUUAUGUUGUCCGAACUUUCAUACAAAUGCAAGGCGUUCAGAGAUAUAGUUCAACUGAUACUACGAAGUGUCUCGCCAUGCUUAAAUUCUGUUUAUGUAAAGAAUGAGGGAAACGAUUAUAAGGUAGUGAUGGGGUACUUGAAUGACGAGAACGAGUUACAGUAUAUCGAGCGGAUUGAGAAGAUAUUUAGAAUAUACUUGUGCUUCAUGAUGAGCGAAGCGGGGAAUGUCGAGAGUAUAUUUGAUGUCAUGAUGACUUCAAUGUACAUGGUUUAUGAUAACAAGAUAAAGAUUGGGAUGAACGUAGAUGUCUUUGGGGUGAUGCUCGACGCAUUUUUUGAUAUGUGUUACGAUCGGUUAAAACACUUAGAACUGAUGAACUCUUUUAUUGAGACGUUUAAAGACUAUUUCGAAAUCAUGAAAACCGUUUGGGGGACCGAAGGAAACGACAAACAAAAGAUGCUGACUCGACGACUCGCUUCGACUUUAAAGAAGAUCGAGCAGAAUAAAGUCGUCAACGAAAAGUCGUUAGUUCUUGAAGAAGAGUAUAAGAAGUACUUGGAAGCAAACAAUAGACAGCCACGGGUGUGGGAAGGGGCAAUCGACAUUAAUAGUAAGUAA
Entamoeba invadens IP1 is the source of this 2190-nucleotide messenger RNA. RefSeq lists its product as hypothetical. NCBI's taxonomy places the organism in Eukaryota, Evosea, Mastigamoebida, Endamoebidae. The record is from RefSeq and is a predicted model, not a curated record. The transcript has a single exon. Bases 1 to 2190 code for a protein of 729 amino acids.